AUGACAAUCUUUCUGUGCGAACCUGUACAGCGACUUCCGAUUAAUUUAGUGUGUUUGCUCACAUGUUUGAUCAACAUUUGUUUAGUGUGGACAACUUCAAUAGUUCCCUCAAGUCACAUCCACUUUUAUUUGUCCGAUAACACCCCGGCAAAUCAACUGGUUGGGAAUAUUCGUCAGGCCGUUCGUCUUAAUCAGUCCUUGAUGCGAAUCGUGUUGAAACCCGACAAUCUAUUUCGUGUCAAUUCACAGGGCGAGCUGUUCACUCGAGAACCGAUCGAUAGAGAUACGGUUUGUGCGCGUAUGGCCUGUUGUGCGAUGGAAGUUUGUCAACACCAGAUGGACGCCUAUCUGUUUCAACAUCAACCGACCACUCCAACAACUGUACGAAUACUUGUGUCGAUUGCUGAUGAGAACGAUAAUGCACCGGUGUUUAUCCAUAAGUCGAUCAAAGCAAAAGAUCCUGGUGCCACAGACUCACCCCCGUAUUGGGAACUGAAAAUUCCGGAGUCUACUCCGGUUGGGAGUCAGUACGCUCUGCCAACAGCUACCGACCUGGAUUCCAAGCGCUUUGGUUUAAAGGGAUAUCGAUUAAUCCAGACAGACUCUCUACAGCUAUCCAAGCAGUUUUGUUCCACGGGCUUCUUCCCAUUCAGUCUCAACUACCAUUCAGAACUAACUUUGUCCGAUGAGUCACACACUCCGCACCUUCGGGUUGACCAAACCUUAGACAGAGAAAUUUGUAGUGGCUAUGAUUUGUACAUGAUUGCUGAGGAUGCCGGUGAGCCAGCUCUGAGUUCAGUUCUUCAUAUCCACGUGAUUGUGCUCGAUGUAAAUGACUGUCCACCCGUUUUUCUUAAUAUAUCUUCAGUCACGGAACUUGAUGUGACUAUUCCAGAAGACAUAUCCGUAGGAACAGUGAUAUAUAGGUUUCAUGUAGAGGAUCCCGACGAAGGUAUAAACGGGAUUGUUUCCCUCUCGAUCGACCUGCAAAUAAAUAGCCAAGCGACCAACAAAACUUUGUUGGAUCAGAUCUCGUCCAAAUAUACUAUACGUAGCUCAACCGGUGAAGUUUGUGUGGCUCGUGAAUUGGAUUAUGAGAACGAAUUCGAGCGACGUCUAGUACUGCUUGUACGAGCCACUGACCGAGGGGCACCAAGUCUUACCUCCACGGCUAGUUUGACCGUUCAUCUGGUGGACGUGAACGAUAAUGCACCUAGGAUUGAAAUUACGGAGGCGCAACCACAAGACACGUGGUUCCAUUUGAAACGCCACUACGUUUUACGUGAAAAUGACCCAGAGCCACGUCUUCUUAAGCUUAUAUCUGUGACCGAUUUGGAUGAAGUGUCUGUGGAUAAAAUUUCAUGUGCAUUGGAAGGCGGUUACUCGCAAGAUUUCGAACUAAGACCCUAUUCGAACUCAAUGUAUGGCUUGUUGAACCUGCGUGCUUUUGAUUACGAGGUGGAUUCGGACGAUUCGGGCGAACUGUCCUUGAUAGUUCAGUGCACAGACAAUGCUGCUCCAAAGAUGACCACGGUCGAACGCAUUCGUAUCUCCCUGGGAGACGAUAAUGAUAAUUGGCCAAAGUUCACGCAAUCUCACUACGAAUUUUAUAUCGCAGAGGACUUCUCUGUUGGUCGAGAACUGGGCCGUGUGUUGGCUAGUGAUGCGGAUAGCGGACCGCGAGGGAAACUCACCUAUACGCUUAGCCCGGUAACAUUCUCUUCAGAUGGACUGGAAUACAAUGAUACCGUUACAAUUGAUUCAGCAACCGGUGUACUGUUCUUGUCACAACCAUUGGAUCGGGAGCAACGAACCAGAAUGGAUUUUCUGGUGACCGUGUCGGAUUGCAUUUCGACUGACUGUGCCACUGAGGAGAGAAAAACAAACACGACUCGUGUGAGUAUUUUUGUAAUGGAUGUGAAUGACAACGCACCUGUAUACACCGGACCCAAUCCAUUGCAUGUGAAUGAAGACGCACCUGUUGGCACAGUGAUUGUUGAAAAAAUGUUAUUCCACGAUCCCGACCUUGGAAAAAAUGGAACAUUUGACAUAUCAUUCCUUGAAGUGCGUCGAACCAGUGGUAAUGCGAACACUGAAGAGUUCAGCUUAAACCUGCAGUCGGUUGACAGAAACAUAGCAUGGUAUAGUUCUCCUGUCAAAUUAGACAACUCCUCUGGCUUGGUAAUCGUUCGUCCUUGGGAAAGAGAGUCUACGUUACUGAUCAAGGUACUGGCGGUGGACCGAGGCGAUGUGGUCAGGUUUACCACGACAACUAAUUUGAUUCUCAACAUUGAUGAUGUGAAUGACAACGCGCCCGAACUAAUCUUUCCUAGAAACGGCAGUGUUUUGCCCGGAUCCAUAACAAAUUCCGAUUGGGCCGAAUUCGGCUAUCCUCUUCNNNNCAGUUGA
This is a messenger RNA of Opisthorchis viverrini, 2409 nucleotides long. RefSeq lists its product as hypothetical. Lineage: Eukaryota; Metazoa; Platyhelminthes; Trematoda; Opisthorchiida; Opisthorchiidae. Bases 1 to 2409 code for a protein of 802 amino acids. Gene Ontology annotation, cellular component: plasma membrane. The record is from RefSeq and is a predicted model, not a curated record. Gene Ontology annotation, biological process: homophilic cell-cell adhesion. The transcript has a single exon. Gene Ontology annotation, molecular function: calcium ion binding.